GUGGGCUCUCGCGCAUCGCCCAUCGCUCAAUCCGAUUCGAACGGCCAGCGAAGGCGAACGUGCGGCUAGCGAACUCGCGCGUCCGAGCAAGCGUGGUGUGUGGACAGAGUUUUGGCAGUGUGUGGUUACGUGCGUGGUUUCAUCGUGCUGAAGAAAUACUCGAAACUAUCCCAAUUCCGUUUGAACAAUUCAAACACUUUGUCGCGUGAGCCAGCCAAGAAACCCGAACCCGAGAAGAGUUUUCGGGGUGCUCCUAAUCGAAACCUGUUUGCUGGUGUUGUUUGUGUGGAUCGAAAUUGUGCGAUCUUCCCCAUUCUAUAUUGAGUUUUAUAGGUGGAUUUGUGGUGAAACAAGUUAUUGGCCGGUACGGGCUCAGAAGUUGUGUGCCAGUUUCGGGAGUUUCGGGAUUUUCGACCGGUCGGAAGUUCCUGCUUCUCCAGUGCGAAACGGGAGUGAGAGUGAGUCGGUGAGUCGUUUCCGCGUGUGGGUGUAAGUGUGUCUGUGACCGCAAUAUCUUGUCUGGGGAAUUCUUGAAUUUCUUGCCCAAAACAAAAUCGAAGAUAAUCAACCCCGACAGCGCCCCACAAGCAAAGUUAGCGACGCGGGCUCGUGAGUGAUCAACAGCAGUGUGUGUGAUCUUACCGGUUAGAAGGGGCAUCUUUGCCGGGCAAGAUAGGAAAUAAGAGAAACCGGACUCGCUCGCUGACCUGCGAUAGAAAGGCUGUGGUGUACAUAACGCGAACAGAGAAGUGUUUGAAUUUCCCGAAUCGAGCCCGUUCUUCCAAAAAUUCCACACCGGAACAGGUUUCGGUAGACAGAACCGCUGUCUGUAUGCAAAAAAAACCUUUAUCUUCGGAAGCUGUGGACGAUUUUUAGCGUGUGCUUUGGCGGGAUAAAGAUGGACUGCAGGUAGGCGCGAGAAGGAGAAGUGGAAGCGGUAGGAGGCAAAAAAGGUACAUAUUCCCUCAGUUCCGCGUGUCGGUGGUUCAGUACGGUUCGAGACGCGAGCAAGGAUGCAUGCGGCCAGGAUAGUAGCCUGCCUGCUCGUCCUGUUCGGUGUGCGGUCCAGUGUGUGCAGUUUGCCGUGCGAUUUCAUAGAUUCGGUCAACAUUACCGAUGGCGAACGGUUGCCGAAUGAUGAGAUCCGGCACAACGGUGUGAUCUACAACAAGACGUACUACCGGGUGAUUGAUUACGACUACCAGGACUUUGCUACGAAAAGGUACGUGCCGAACUAUGUGCGCGGCUGCCUGUGCGCGGUGCGGAUCUGUGUGCGGCUGUGCUGCGGCGAGCACGAGUAUCUCGGCAAGCGGUGCACGCACACGGACGACUAUCUGCCGAUCCUGGUGAACGUGAGCGCGACGGAAGCGGUCGAUCUGCGGAACCAUUCACUGUACGGGUUCCUGUACGGGAAGCCGUGCGAGCAGGUGUACGAGCUGCUGCCGGAGGAAAGCUCGGCCGACGAGUGGAGCAUCGCGAGGAACGGCAGCCUUAUCAUUGCGGACGAGCUGCUUAUCCCACGGAACCAGUACUGCCUAGCGCCGAGACAGAAUAAUGGCUUCGCUUCCGGACUCGUCUGCUUCACCACGAACGAAGAAUUCAAGUACAAUCUUUAUCCGGUCGGCAUGCUGCUGUCCGUUCCGUUCCUGCUGCUCACCUUCUUCGUGUACGCCUGCAUACCGGACCUGCGGAACAUGCACGGCAAGUCGCUGAUGUGCUACGUGCUGGGCUUGAGCGUCGGUUACACCGUACUGUCGAUGGUGCAGCUGCGUGUCUUCCCCGGGUUGAGCGCGUCCUGCGUAAUCUCCGGGUACAUCGUUUACUUCUCGUUUAUGGUCAGCUUCUUCUGGCUGAAUGUGAUGUCGUUCGACAUUUACUGGACGUUCAAAGGCGUCACGGGUGUUCGCAGCUCGGAAACGAAGAAAUUUCUCCUGUACUCACUGUACGCCUGGGGCUGCCCGAUCCUGCUGGUAGCGACGGCAAUUAUAGCGGAUUACACCGACAUCUUGCCGAUCUAUUUGCGGCCCCAGUUUGGUACGACCAGGUGUCUCUUUGUUGAAAACAAGCUGAUUGAAUUCCUGUAUCUGUACAUGCCGCUGCUGAUUCUGGUGUUUAUGAAUGUGGUGUUUUUCGUCAUUACUGCGCUGCGUAUCUACAAGAUACAGUGCGAAACUUCGGUGGUGCGCCGGGGUGACUCGAAACGGCACACCAAACUUGACAACGACCGCGAUAGAUUCGGACUCUACCUGCGACUGUUUAUCGUGAUGGGAGUCACCUGGUCGCUGGAGAUUAUCUCCUGGGCCGUCGAUAAUAAUGCCUGGAUAUUUUACGUCUCGGACGUGUGUAACUGCAUUCAAGGAUUUCUCAUUUUCGCCCUGUUUGUGUUGAAGCAGAAAAUUAAACGAUUAAUCUACAAAAAGUUCGGCAUUCGGGAAAUCCGACAGGAGCAGAAGACGUCAUCGUGCAGUACGCGAACAACGGCCACCAUGGUUUCGUCCUACCAGGAGUCCAAGUCGGACAACCCGCUGGUUACGCGUGAGUCGAACGUGAUGAUGAUGUGCGGUGAAGUGACGCAACGUGUGCCUUCUUAUCGGGGCAUGAUAAAACCACGUCCGGCACAGCGGCGGCACUGUUGGUGGUGGCAUUCGAUGGCAUUGCUUUGCCUGGGGACGCUGUUCCUCCGUAUCGGUGACGUCGCUGCAGCAAAAACUCCCUGCCCGUUGGUGGAGUCCGUCGAUAUUAGCAACGGCGUGGAGAAUGCGGACGGUUCCAUCGAGCUGGAUGGCGUUCGGUACGGGUCCAAUCAGUACUUUCGCGAUGCCAACUCAACCGUCCGCGGAUGUGUGUGCCUGCUGCGCCAGUGUCUGCACAUCUGCUGCCCAAUGGGGUCGCCCGAAGGGGAACCCUGUCCACCGGUGGCGCUGAACGUGAACUUCUCCAUGACACCGGACGGGACGGUGCACGAUGUGCGCAAUCUGCUGGACAGCUCGAGCUACCAUCUGCUUUACUUCAAUCCGGAAUGUUCGGGCGCGCUGCUAACACUGUACGGGGACGAGUACAUCGUGCGAUCGGACGGAUUGCUGGCGUACGGUGCGUCGACGUACGACUAUCGGCACUACUGCUUGCAAGCCGACGAACCGACCGCACUCGCCGGCUACUGUGAAACGGUGGACGUACUCGCGAUGCAUCGCAUGUACUCGAUCGGCAUCAUCCUGUCGCUUCCCUUCCUGGUGGCAACGUUCGUCGUGUACGCCCUGCUGCCCGAGAUGCAAAACAUCCCCGGCAAGUCGCUGAUGUGCUACGUGGCGUGCCUGACCGUCGGCUACCUGCUGCUGGCGCUGAUGCGCUUCAGCGUGUACAGCUACCGGUCGGGCUGGUGCGUCGCGACCGGGUAUCUGGUGUACGCGGCCCUGCUCGCCAGCUUCUUCUGGCUGAACGUGAUGGCGUUCGAUAUUUUCUGGACGUUCGGGGGCAGCCGGGGCCGGUCGAGCGAGCGGCGCAAGUUCCUGUACUACAGCCUGUACGGGUGGGGUGCACCGCUGGCGAUCGUGGCGCUCGUAGCCCUGCUGGAUAACACCGAGUUCGUACACGAGUCGAUGCGGCCCCAGAUCGGUGCGGAGCAGUGCUUUGUCAGCACGGAGAUGCUGAUUGGGUUCCUGUACAUGUAUCUGCCCAUGUUGCUGCUCGUCAGUGCAAAUGUGGCGUUCUUUGCCGUGACGGCGUACCGCAUCUUUCGCAUGGAGCAGGCGACCGCUUCCGCCCUGUCUGGGGAAUCCCGGCGCCACACCAAGCACGAGAAGGAUCGCAACAGAUAUAGUUUGUAUUUGCGGCUGUUUAUCAUCAUGGGCGUGACCUGGACGGUGGAGUUCGUUACCUGGCUGGUGCGCGAACCGUCCUGGCUGAUCUAUCUGGUCGAUAUCUGCAACUGUCUGACGGGCAUCUUCAUAUUCGUGCUGUUCGUGUGGAAGCAAAAGGUGAAACAGCUGCUGCUGAAACGAUUCGGUUUCUCCCAGGCCUCCGCCAGUCGGAACGAUCAGCACACCAACAGCACCAUCAGCACGACGCGUACGACCGACCUGAAGGCAAACGCGGAGACGCGCCUGACGGAUGUGACUCACGGGAAUUGAUGGAAUGUUUACGCAAUGGACGCGAGCACAACGCACCGACCGAGCGACCGACCGGCUGCAGCAGUUAAUGUAUUCGCGAAAACCGCGGGCUAAUGUACUGCCGUCUUCAAUUGGUGAUCGACCAUUGUUUCAUGUACGGAUGAUGAUUGACCAUUAGGCGUGUGAGCAUGGCCAUGACCACCAACCUUAACUGGCAAUCAGUGCAAGUGUAUUGCUGUUUGCAUUUUUUAUGGCACAUUUCGUCUGAUCUUUUGGGGAAGGUUUAAGUGUGUGUGUGUGGAGUGUGCGAAAUGAUGCAUCUUCGAUCACAUGACCUCAUUGUAUUGUAGGACUUUCCUUUCCUGUCGAUAUCGGACUUUCUACACAGAGCAACACAGUCAACUGUGACUACAUCGUUUUGAAAAAAAAAGUAUUAAAUUGAUGCAUCUUUUUUCUUCUUCUAUUUGGCUUAAUGUCCUACAAGGACUGACUGCUGGCCUAUAAUGGCUUUGGAGACUUAAUUCAGUAUAACAGUCCUUGGUACUUGGGGGACGAUCUUUUCUAGGAUCCAUUGGUCCCAUGACGAGCAUGUUAUUGAGUCGUACGAGUCGUACGUAAAAUAAUCCUAAAGUAUUCCAAAGUCACACGCAACACAAUUGGAAUAGCGAAUACUCAUGCAACAAACGGUAAAUCGAUAGGAACAAUUCAAACUGCUGAAAUAUUUCACACCUGCCUUGAAAUAUUUCAAAUCGAACCGGUCGAGCAACAGUUUCAUCGAUUUUCAUUUAAAAAUUUAACUCCAACCGUCAUUUCCAAUCAUGUUUUGGCGGGUGAUUUUGAUAAGAAGAACAAAAGAUAUGCAAAAAUACUUACCCUAUUGUAUGUUUAACUAUAAUCGACUAAAUUAUAUGAAAAGUUACUUAACGAGCAUCAAGCAUUUGAACAAUAGUUAUUCGAAAAUAGCUUAGUGUAAGACAUUCGCAAUGUACAUCAGUGUUAAUUCCGUGUACUCCUCAGAGUACUUCUAUCUACCUCUCUACAUCCAUAUUAAACUAUUCCAGUUAGAUACGCAAAGAAGUACAAGCGAUCGCACCAACAGCCACAAUGACUCACCAACAUGCAUGCAUUAAAAUGAUUCAUAAAUCUUGAUAUUUUCAACGCAUUAGGUAAACACAACCAUGCUGAGCCAGAUAACAACCAUCUGUUUGCUAGUAUGCGCGCUUUACAUUUUGUAUAUUUGGGUAUGUUUUGUGCGGCAUCGUCGCUGGUCGUUUGAACUCAACUACAAAACUGCUUUGUGCUUUGUGAAAUAGUGUAUGUUUAGUUUGCUAAUUUUACAACAACACAGCGUGCAAAGAGUAUUACAUCGAUGCAAAGAAUAGUAGUAUUGUGUUAAGCCGAAGAAUAAAUCUUAAAUUGUUCAAUGUCAA
This is a messenger RNA of Anopheles merus, 5536 nucleotides long. RefSeq lists its product as uncharacterized. Lineage: Eukaryota; Metazoa; Arthropoda; Insecta; Diptera; Culicidae. The transcript is spliced from 14 exons. Gene Ontology annotation, cellular component: membrane. Gene Ontology annotation, biological process: cell surface receptor signaling pathway; G protein-coupled receptor signaling pathway. The record is from RefSeq and is a predicted model, not a curated record. Gene Ontology annotation, molecular function: G protein-coupled receptor activity. The coding region runs from base 1014 to 4127 and encodes 1037 amino acids.